AUGAAGUUCGUAGCCUUAAUUUCUGGUGGCAAGGAUUCGUUCUUCAAUAUUCAUCAUUGUCUUUCCAAUGGACACGAAUUGGUAGCACUUGCAAAUUUAUAUCCUGAGGAACAGAACAAGGAUGAGAUUGAUUCAUUCAUGUUUCAGACCGUAGGUCAUGAUAUCAUAGAUAGCUACUCUGAAUGCUUAGGUGUUCCAAUUUAUAGACAGGCCAUCACGGGAGGUUCAACAAAUCAGCUGUUGGAGUAUUCCAAGACUGAAAAUGACGAGAUCGAAGACUUGUACAAACUAUUGAAGCUGGUCAAAGAAGCUCAUCCAGAUGUAGUAGCCGUCAGUUGUGGAGCCAUUCUUUCACAUUACCAGAGAACCAGGGUCGAAAAUGUAUGUGGAAGAUUGAAUCUUACUUCUUUGGCUUAUCUUUGGCAGCGAGACCAGUACGAAUUGAUGCAAGAGAUGAUCAGAUACCAAUUGGAUGCUAGACUUAUAAAGGUUGCAGCCAUUGGUCUUAACUCAACCAUGUUGGGAAAGUCAAUAACAGAAAUGUUUCCUACGUUGGUCAAGUUGAAUCUGAUGUACGACGUUCAUAUAUGUGGUGAAGGAGGAGAAUUUGAAACAAUUGUUUUAGAUUCUCCUAUAUUCAAGAAGAAAUUGGAGAUUACUGACAGAGAAGUGAUCGACCAUUCCAGUGAUGAUGUUUCAUACUUGAGAGUAAAGGUCAAAGUUCUUGACAAAGAACAUUUCCAAUGGACUAAGAUCGCUUGUCCUCCUUUGUUAAAAGAAGAAUUUUCCAAUAUUCUCGGUUCAGCACCAGUUCUUGAUAUCCUGACUCUUCAGAUUAAGGAAACAGAAACUCAACCGAAGAGCUUAACUUCCGAAAAGCUUAAUUUGGAUGUAGUCAUUAAGUCUACGGAGACAAAAUUGUAUAUAUCGAAUCUAAUGUCCGACAAAGAUAGCCCAGAAGAGAAUACGGCUGAUAUUUUCAUGAAACUAGCCUCAUUAUUGGAAGACGCUAAGCUCAGCUUCAACAACAUUCAGCAUAUCACUUUGCUUUUGUCAGAUAUGUCUCUAUUCGAAAAAGUAAACGGAAUAUAUAGCAAGAGCUUCGAAAACCUAUAUCUUCCACCAUCAAGAAUCUGUAUUGAGACAGAACUUCCCUCUUCUAUAAUGUUAUCUUGCAUAGUGUUGAAAGAUCAAAACGCAGACAAGAAGACAGGUUUACAUAUUCGCUCUCGGUCUUACUGGGCACCGCAAAACAUUGGCCCAUAUUCACAGACAACAGUAGAACAAAGAGAAACUUACAAAUUAGCGACACUAUCUGGACAAAUCCCAUUAGUCCCAAGUAGUAUGGUUCUUAAUGAGGCUGAUAUCACAUAUAAUUCAUUGUUAUCUUUGGAACACCUUCACAAAGUCAAGAGUUUGGUGGGAGUAAAGAAGCUUGCACAGGUAAUAUGCUUUGUCACUAAAAACAGUUAUGUUCCAACGGCAUCUUGGGCAUGGGAUGCUUACAACUCUGACUUUGAAAGUUCUUCGAACUCCCCUCAAAUGGUAAUUGUCAAAGUCAAAUCUUUGCCUAAGGGAGCAAAUAUAGAAUGGGGUGGGCUCAGUUAUGAGAAGUUGGUGGAUAUGUACCACGAUUCAGAUGAUGACGAAGAUAAUGAUCAAGGCAAGGAAGUAUUGUUGGAAGAUGUCAGUAAAUUCGACACAAGUAGCGUUGUAAAUGUCAGUAAUAGUGAAAGAAUAGCUACUUUGUUCACUGAUGAUAGCACUGUUGCAACUGACUUUAUCGCUAAGUACAACAAAACUAAUUAUAUUGAGGUUUUAUCGACUCAAAAUGACUUUAUUGACAUCUUCUCAAUUGUUGGGAAGAAUGCUGUUGGUGUAUUGCCAGUUCAAGCAGUGUUUGAUAACAAAGGUAAACCCUUCAGAUAUGCCUUGAUUGCGAAAUUAGAAAAACAAUAG
Molecule: messenger RNA, 1959 nt
Organism: Scheffersomyces stipitis CBS 6054
Lineage: Eukaryota; Fungi; Ascomycota; Pichiomycetes; Serinales; Debaryomycetaceae
Product: diphthine--ammonia ligase
Exons: 1
Coding region: 1-1959 (652 amino acids)
Biological process (GO): protein histidyl modification to diphthamide
Molecular function (GO): diphthine-ammonia ligase activity
Source: RefSeq, a predicted model, not a curated record